Molecule: messenger RNA, 1734 nt
Organism: Emiliania huxleyi CCMP1516
Lineage: Eukaryota; Haptophyta; Isochrysidales; Noelaerhabdaceae
Exons: 13
Coding region: 1-1734 (577 amino acids)
Cellular component (GO): membrane
Source: RefSeq, a predicted model, not a curated record
AUGUGCGACAACGAGGAGCCCCUUGCCGGCUGCGAUCUCACAGAGGUCGCCUCGCAGUACGAGUCCGGCGCUUGCUGCCGCUCGGACGUCGACUUUGGACACGGCUUCGGAUGCUUUGUGCCGAUCCUGAUGAUGCUUCUCUUCUCCGUCCUCUCGCGGAACCCGCCCCUGUCGAUGGGGACCGCCAUAUGGAUCGGCUGGUGUAUCAAGGCGCUACCCAUCCACCGCCACAUAUUCUCACCGCCGCGCCUCAUCGCCGGGCCGCCGCCGCUUGAACAGGAGGGCAACGCGUGGGCAGGCUUCCGCGGCUUCUUCGACACGGCGCUCAGCGCCGCCAUCGACGGAUACUCCGCAAUCUUCGUCUUCGUCUUCCUGAUGCAAAUGAUCGUUGGCGCGGGCCACCGCUCCGGCGGCUUCCAGGCGCCGCCGACCGCCUGCCCUCUCCCUCUCCCCGCGCUGGCUGACCUCAUGGCCAAGGGCAUCAAGGACUCGUUCACCUGCCAGUUCUUCACGUGGCUCUUUGGCUUCGUCAUCUUUUUCGACGAUUGCCGUGACUGGGGGCCGAUGUACACCGCCGAGCUGAAGGCGCGCACCGAGGGCUGGGACGAGGACAAGCUGGCCGCGGAAGGCGCCGCGUCGGACGCGAUCCAGCCCGUCAGGGAAAAGGCCGGCAUCCCCAAGGGCCGCUGGUGGAACGGGCUCAUCGUGCCCGUGCUCUUCCUGUCCACCAUCCUCCCCUUCCUCGCCUACAGCGGCGCCGACGUCGUCGCACGAGCUCUCCCAGAUCGAAGACGCCCUGGCACUGACGACGCCCCCAUACACGGCGGCGACCGCAACAACCGUCUUCAUCGAGUCGGCCGUGACUGGGGGCCGAUGUACACCGCCGAGCUGAAGGCGCGCACCGAGGGCUGGGACGAGGACAAGCUGGCCGCGGAAGGCGCCGCGUCGGACGCGAUCCAGCCCGUCAGGGAAAAGGCCGGCAUCCCCAAGGGCCGCUGGUGGAACGGGCUCAUCGUGCCCGUGCUCUUCCUGUCCACCAUCCUCCCCUUCCUCGCCUACAGCGGCGCCGACGUCGUCGCGUGGGGCGGCAUCGGCUGGGACAAUGCGCGCGGCGCACCUCUAAUCUGCUCACAGCCCCCCCCCCCCCCCGCGAAGAAGAUGAUCGUCUGGAUCCUCAUCUUCGCAAAGGCCAUCGCCACCAUCUCCAAGGACCUGGGGAUGCCGGACUACCUCGGCUGCGCCCUCAAGGGGACAGACCCCGCCGUCGUCCCUUGCGUGACCUUUGUGCUGGCCUGCCUCUGCUCGCUCGGCACCGGCACUUCCUGGGGCACCAUGGCCGUCAUGUUCCCGAUCUCGCUCCCGCUGGCCAUCAACUUGUGCCGCGACGAGGGCAUCGAGGACGGGAGUGACGAGGGGCUCAACAUCCUCUACACCACCUCCGCCGCCGUGCUGGGCGGCUCGGCUUGCCAGUGCAGCGUCUACGACCACUUCAAGACCCAGAUCCCGUACGCGAUGUUCUGCGGCCUCAGCGCGCUCCUCCUGGGCUUCCUGCCCACCGCCUACGGAAUCAUCGAGCACGAGACGUCUGUUCUCGUCCCCACGCGACCGGAGCGCGGCGCUGUUCCGACGUACUCGCCGACGCGCGGCGAGAUCGGGACCGGCAUCUGGGGCAUCAAGGCGUCCGUCAUGUCCUACGGCAAGAAGGCCCCGGGUACCAAGACAGAGGCCGCGUGA